This is a messenger RNA of Electrophorus electricus (electric eel), 2438 nucleotides long. It is a transcript of the gene hnrnph1, whose product is annotated as heterogeneous nuclear ribonucleoprotein H1. Gene Ontology annotation, molecular function: RNA binding. The record is from RefSeq and is a predicted model, not a curated record. NCBI's taxonomy places the organism in Eukaryota, Metazoa, Chordata, Actinopteri, Gymnotiformes, Gymnotidae.
UCUCUUCGGCUAAUCGGCCUUUUGGUAGUCGUGGGAUCGUUUGUGUGAGUUCGGCGUUGACUGUAGCUCGGUUUUUAGUCAUUGUCGAUCUGCACGUUUUUAGGGAAAUUCUUACGUAUUGGAUUUGGUGGAGGUAGAAUAUCCGUUCGCGUUCCUCCGUUGGCAGAAGAGCAUACGAAAAUAGCAACGUUUUGAUUUGACGAAAGUUUCGUUGAGCAUGGCAGACGGAGAGGGUUUCGUAGUGCGUGUGAGGGGUUUGCCUUGGUCCUGCUCAGCAGACGAAGUGCAGAGAUUCUUCUCAGAAUGCAAAAUUGCGAACAACGGCACAAGCAUACAUUUCACAUACACAAGGGAAGGACGACCAAGUGGAGAGGCGUUUGUGGAGUUUGAAACUGAAGAAGAUCUAAAAAUUGCCGUCAAGAAGGAUCGGGAAACUAUGGGACAUCGCUACGUCGAAGUGUUCAAAUCCAACAGUGUUGAGAUGGACUGGGUCUUGAAGCACACUGGCCCAAACUGCCCAGACACAGCAGGUGAUGGCCUGGUUAGGCUUCGGGGUCUGCCUUUUGGCUGCAGUAAGGAAGAGAUUGUCCAAUUUUUUGCAGGGUUGGAAAUCGUGCCAAAUGGGAUAACAUUGCCGGUGGACUUCCAGGGGAGGAGUACGGGGGAGGCCUUCGUGCAGUUUGCUUCACAGGAUAUAGCUGAAAAGGCUCUAAAGAAACACAAGGAAAGAAUAGGGCACAGGUACAUAGAGAUUUUCAAGAGCAGCCGUGCAGAGGUGCGUACCCACUACGAGCCCCAGCGUAAGGUGAUGGGCAUGCAGAGACCAGGGCCUUACGACCGCCCUGGCGCCGGGCGCGGCUAUAACAGCAUGGGCCGUGGGGUCUCGUUUGAGCGAGUGCGUCGUGGGGGAUAUGGAGGAGACGGUCGUUACGGGGAUGGAGGUUCCUCUUUUCAGAGCACAACAGGGCAUUGCGUGCAUAUGAGAGGACUUCCCUACAGAGCAACAGAGACGGACAUAUACAAUUUCUUUUCUCCCCUGAACCCGGUGCGUGUGCACAUGGAGAUCGGGCCUGAUGGGCGAGUGACGGGCGAGGCCGACGUCGAGUUCGCCACACACGAAGACGCAGUGGCUGCCAUGUCAAAGGACAAAGCCAACAUGCAGCAUCGCUACGUGGAGCUGUUCCUGAACUCAACAGCAGGAGGCGGAAGCGGUGGAUAUGGAGGAAACCAGUCAUCCUAUGGGCAUGGCAGUCAGCAGAUGAGUUCCGGGUACAGUGGUGGCUAUAGCAACCAGAGCAGCAUGGGGGGGUACAGUGAUUACAGUAAUCAGGGCGGAAUGGGGACCAGUUACUAUGGCGGAGGUAGCCGCGGCUCCAUGGGGGUGAACGGUCUCAACAGCAGCAUGAGUGGUGGCUGGGGCAUGUAGCCACCACUAGUGCCUGGUUCCUCUCAGCCUGGAGUGAAUGACCAGUGACCAGCACUUAGCAUUCUCCUGUUUGUUUUAAAACCUUUUUUUUUUGGGGGGGGGGGGUUGUUAUUGAAUUCAUUUGCUUUAGAGCUGGUUUAGUGAGACCUCCUUUUUUUUUUUUUUUUUUAUAUUCUUCUCAUGUGUCUUUUUAUCUUAUGUGGAUGAUAUCACUGAGAGGGAGCCAAAUACUUUUGGAUAAUUACUUUUUGUUUGGUUUUUUUGUGUGUAAUAAAAGUGAAGCCAAUUGCUGGACAUGCUACAUAAGUUACUGUGGAAGAGUGGAGCGGUGCCCAGAAACAAUAGUUGUUUUUUUUGUUUGUUUGUUUUUUUUAAAUCUAUAUAUGUAUGCAAAAGUGACCAUGUUUCUCUACCUAAUUUCAAAAUGGGAUCUUUGGGGUGAAAAGUGUUAUGUUUUACAGUGGAAAGCUGAUCUGUACUGCUGCAAAGCAUGUUUGCAGGAGCACAGAGUGGGCUACAGCUGUAGUGUUAGAUGCAUGUGCUAAUUAUGUUUGAGAGCUCGCUCUUCUCCCUCCAGUGUACUGAAUUUGUAUUUUUUGUAGUGUGGUGCACAGAAUGGAUUCAUGUCAGAGUUUUCUCUUUUUUUCACAGAUGGACUGCUAUUUUGCUGGGGCAGUGUUUAUUAAAAUCUACAUAAUUCUAUAAAAACUGUGGAGACAUUUUAAACAUGACUGCAACUUUCUAAACAGUGCAGAUGGAGAAAACAGAACUGCACAGACAAGAAAUCGUUGUACAUUCUAAAAUAGCAUUUUGUAUUUAAAUAGUUUGUUUAAAAAGUUAGUUCAAUGUUUAAAAAGGUUGUUGAUUAGUAUUAGUGAAUUAACAUGGUGGAACAGUGAAAAAUUACAAUCAUCAUCUCCCUACCCUGUGUGUUCCUCUUAUCAAUUUUACCAAUUAAUAUGUCUGUUUUUGUACCCCAAGGACAAAUUAAAUAUUAAUUCUUUUGUUUAAA